This is a messenger RNA of Exophiala mesophila, 1837 nucleotides long. RefSeq lists its product as uncharacterized. Lineage: Eukaryota; Fungi; Ascomycota; Eurotiomycetes; Chaetothyriales; Herpotrichiellaceae. Gene Ontology annotation, biological process: tetrahydrofolylpolyglutamate biosynthetic process. The coding region runs from base 49 to 1629 and encodes 526 amino acids. The record is from RefSeq and is a predicted model, not a curated record. Gene Ontology annotation, cellular component: cytosol; cytoplasm; mitochondrion. Gene Ontology annotation, molecular function: tetrahydrofolylpolyglutamate synthase activity; ATP binding. The transcript has 3 exons.
GUGAAGCCUCUCGCACAGAGUAGCACAGCCGUCGGCCAUGUUUCCCUCAUGAUUAGAAGAUGGACUCUUCGAUCCACCAUUCAGCCAAAGCAUUGCAUCCGGGGAUUUGCAAGCAGUACCAGAACCAUGGCCAUGGCGAGGACAUAUGCGGACGCCGUCGCGUCCCUCAACACCCUGCAGUCAAACUUCGCCAUCGUUGAUGCGAUCCGCAAGUCGGGAAGAAAAAUGAAUGAUCAAGCAAUCCCGGAAAUGAUCGAGUGGUGCAGAAAGAUUGGUUAUCAGCCCUCUGACUUUGACAAAAUCAAUGCGAUCCAUAUCGCCGGAACCAAGGGCAAAGGAUCCACCGCAGCAUUCACCUCGUCCAUCCUCUGUCAAUUCAUUGGUCAACAGAGUGGUGAGAGAAGAUUAGAAAAAGUCGGACUCUACACAUCUCCGCACUUGCGAUUUGUGCGCGAACGCAUCCAACUCAAUGGCGAGCCCUUGUCAGAGGCACAAUUCGCCAAAUACUUCUUCGAAGUAUGGGAUCGGCUCGAGAAGGCCGCCCAAGACGCGGGCAUCGAUCCGAGUUCCCCUGGCACGAAACCGGUAUAUUUUCGAUAUUUGACCCUCAUGGCAUUCCACACCUAUGUGAGUGAAGGAGUCGACGCCGCCGUCAUUGAGUGCGGCAUAGGCGGACAGUAUGAUAGCACAAACGUGAUCGAAGCCCCGACGGUGACAGGCAUCACCAGUCUUGGGAUCGAUCAUGAAGCAAUGCUUGGGUCGACGAUUGACCAGAUUGCAUGGCAUAAAGCAGGAAUCAUGAAAAAGGGUGUCAAAUGCUUCACGACAGAUAGCCAGCUAUCAGAUGCCAAAGCUGUACUGGAAAAAGUUGCUCUGGAGAGGGAGAGUCCACUUGUCUAUGUCGACGUUGAACCCGAAAUUGCCAAUGGCGACAUCCAGCUCGGUUUGCAAGCUGAGUUUCAAAAGACCAACGCCAGUAUCGCAGUGUCACUUGCCCGCGAGUGGCUCGUUCAGAAAGGUGUCGAAGUGAAUAAAACUAGAAUCAGACGAGGUCUUGAACAAGUGCGUUGGCCAGGACGAUGCGACACACGUCGGGAACCGGGACUUCGAUGGUGUAUUGACGGAGGUCAUACUCUGGAAAGCAUUGAAUUGUCAGGGAAAUGGUUUGCCAGCGAGCUCCUGUCGGCUUCCACGUCGACGGCAACAACUGAUCAUAUUCAACCACGAUUCCUGAUCUUCAAUCAACAGACUCGCGAUGCCGCAGCACUGGCUAAAGCACUCUUCAAGACCCUCUCGACUGCCCUUAACGACCAACAUCCCUUCACUCAUGCUAUUUUCUGCACCAACACCACUUUCAAAGAAACCGGCUUUCGACCGGAUUUGGUGUCGGUAAAUACCAACGCCUCAGACGUCGAGGCGUUGAAAGUCCAAAAUAACCUGGCCGCGACUUGGAAGAGUAUCGAUCCGGCAGCUGAGGUUCAUGUUGUGCGAACCAUCGAAGAGGCCGUCGACCUUGUUCGCGGCUCUGUCAAACAACAAGGCCAGGGAGACGAGGUCACAGCUCUUGUCACGGGCAGUCUUCAUCUCGUCGGUGGCUUUUUAGAAGUACUGGCCAGUACAGGCGAAUAGAAAGAAGAAAGACACGCCCAGGCCGUUCACAGUCGGACAAAUACAUGCACUACAGAUGCGUGCAGAUACCAUCAACUGGUAUCAUCGUCAAUGUCUUUGAAAUGAAAGGUAGAAUUUAAGAUGAAGAGCAAUCUUCAUAUUCGAAUCAUUGGCCUUACGCUCAGGCCAUGCGUAGUGUCUCGCUUGUACAUUAUAUAAUAUCAUUUCG